GUGUACAGAUAAACCCUACGCCGGAAACAACCCUAAACCCUACACCGAAGAACUAAACCUUCGCCGGGAGAUAAACCCUACGCCGCCUCUUCUCUGGCCUGCAACAAAACAGAAGAAAUAAGGGACUAGAGUUGUCUCUCGAGGCCGUGAAGAAAAUACGAUCCGUAUUGUUUUCGCAUGGUUCCGGCGACAGCCGCCGAAGGUGAAGGCAUUUUUGGCCGUCGUGCUUGGUAUGGUGGGAUGAUAUCGAAGUUGGAAAGUUGGUUUAGGGUUUAGGUAGCAAACGUUUGUUUCAUUCGCAACGCAGUUGCAAGGAAAUCUUGCAUUGAUUUUGAGGUAUUUGUUAAUGGUGAAGAUAGAGCUGAAAGUGACGAAUUCAAAUAUGAAGAGUAAGAAGAGAAAGCUGAAGAGUCCUCAAACAUCUGCUCGGCCUUCCAAAUCUGCUCGGCCUUUAAUCUCGCCGGAAGUGGAAGUUGUAGACGGAACAGAACAGGUUGAGAAGAUGGAGCAGGGAGAAGUGUCUCAAGAGUUUGAUGAAAGUUGUCCAUGGAGGAGCUUGGAGUUGAUUUUCUUGAUUCAGAACAAAGAGUUCGAUCAACAAAAGAAGGUCGAAGCAGUUUUCAGCUUUGUAAACUCGAAGUGGAAUGAGAAGGAUAAAUAUCAUGAUAAGGUCAAAAUGUCGCGCUUGAUUGUUUUUCUUAGCGACUGGGUGCAGUCAUUGUUGAUUUCAUCUGAAAAGAAAGCGAAGAAUGAUGGUGGAAAACAUCACAACAUGGCUAUUGAGCCAUGCUUAGAUUAUAGAUGCUGGGAGGUAUUUAAAUUUUGUUUGGAAGAAUCAGUAAAAACACUCAUCCCUUUGAAUCUCUCAAAAAAAAUUUUGCAUGCCUUUUGUUUUGUUACAAGAAGUGCAAUAUCCCUACUAGGGGAUUUGUCGAGUUCAAGAGAAGAGUUGUUUUCCGGGGAUUGUUUCAAGUUGUACAAUGUUGUGCUUGAUUGUGUUUCUUUAGUAUUUUCUCCCCAUUUGGGUCUAUCCAAUGAGAAUCUAGAUGCUUGGAUUUCUACAAUUGAUGCAAUGCUUCAGUUUCUUCACAAAAUUUAUAUCAGUAGCCUUGAAGAUAAAGAUGUAGGAGUUUUUGCUAUUAAAUUUUCCUGUAUGAUGCUUAAGCCUUUUGCUAAAUUUUUGUGGACUCACCCUACCAAGAAAGCUGGAUUUCACAAUUUUGUCAAUAAGCUUUUGGAACCAUUACUUCAAUUAUUGCUUGACAUAAGCCUUAAAGCUGACGGGUGUGAUCAUUGUUGGACAAGAACAUCGAUGAAGUUACUUGAAGAAGUUCUAUCUCAUGGUUUGUUUCACACAGUGCAUAUUGAUGGAUUUUUGUGCUUACAUGGUUCUGAUAAGGUUAUAAAAUCCCCUGAUGAGAAAUCAGAAGAGUCUAAAGCACAUAUUAAGAGCUAUCAUAGACAUUUAUUUGAUAAAAUGCAAAAACUAGUUGCAGGGAAGAAGUUUUCGGCAUUGGGUGCGGUAGGGGAAUUGUUUCAUGUGCUUGUUGUCCGAGUUAAAAAGGUGAAAGGAGUUUCAAUGUCUUCUGAGGACACCAAACUGAAUAACAAAAUGAGGGAUGAAAUAUCAAGUCAUGCAUCCUCUGGACUCUCAGAGAAAAGCAAUAGCCAGAGCAGUUUGAGUACAGAAAUAAGGAAGCCUCUAUUUGAGUUUUUUGUUCAAAUUUUGGAUCCUUUACUUCAGACAAUUGAACACAUUAGUGCUGAGAUUAAACUGGGAACGUCCUUGUCAGAUGUUCAUUGCUUACUCAAGUCGAUAAAUAAUCUACUUGCAAGUUUUAUGAAGGAAAAGGUGUACUUGAGAACUGAGGAUAACUCUGAAGGGGCUUACCAUAAUUUCUUAAAAAAGGUGUAUGAUACAGUAAUGUUGGUUUCCUCUCAUUUGCUUUUAUUAUCAAGACGUGAAAUAGAAAACGAUAUAGACCUGGAAGUAUAUGUUUUAGCUGGAAAUGAGAUACUGGUGACUCUUAGUUAUCUUCUGGAAAUUGAAUAUGAUGUUAUUGGGAAUGAUUUGGUGAGCUUAUGGCUUGUGAUCCUUUCUUACUCUGCUAUUAAUCUUUCUUUCACAAGCGUACCUAAGCAACACUUGUUAACUUCCAAGAUUCAAGAGCUUGGAUGUCAGCUGGUUGCCUUAUAUGGUCAACUACGGCAGGUCAACAUUAGUAUUUUUGCUCUAUGUAAAGCCAUGAGGACAGCGAUAUCAAAUGAAGGCGAUACUGAAAAAGAUUAUGCUAGCUUUAUGACUUCUUUAGGUCACGAAGCUUAUGGGAAAUCAGUUGGAAUGCUACUUUCUUCACAAGAAAUAAAAUUUGCAAUUCAUAAAGCUAUUAAAUAUAUACCUGAAGGGCAAGCUAGCGGAAUUAUACAGCAGUUAACUGAGGACAUGACAGAGACUUUAGGAUGGCUGAGACAAUGUAAUAUGAACAUGAAUACAAGAAACAACACAGAGGGUUUGAAUAUGCAAACUGUGCUUCUUGGGAGAGGGCUGUCUGAAAUAUAUGCUUUGAUGUUGGAUUCACUGAUGAUCACAUCUGGCAAUGCGUUCCAAGUUGGAACUUCGAUUGAGAACUUGGUUUCUGUCAUACGUCCUUGCAUGAGUAAUUUGGUUGGGCUACAGGCAGAUGGUGCCAAAGCAUUCUUCGCUGCUGUCAUGGGUGAAACAUGUGAUGAUAUGGUUGCAGAUGAAGAUAUUUGUCUUGGAUUUGGAGUAACCAGUCAUUGGGUCUUUGUUUUUUUCCUUUGCCUGUACAUGUCCUGUCGGAACCUGUACAGGCAAGCUAUUAGCCUGAUGCCUCCAAGUUCAUCUAGAAAGAUGUCAGCAGCAAUUGGAGACUCAUUCGUAGCCUAUUCUGCCUGUGAUUGGAUGCAGAGGACUGACUGGAGUGAUGAAGGAUAUUUCUCAUGGAUAAUUCGACCUUCAGCUUCUGUACUUGUUGUUGCCCAAUCUGUUUGUAGUCUUUAUCAUCAAGACACCAAUGUAGGUUGGUACCCUUUAAUUUAUGUAUUGCUCACCAUGGCUCUUCAGAGGUUAGUGGAUUUGAAUAAACAAAUUGGCUCCCUUGAGUAUUUGUACCAUAGAAAUAAGAAUUUGAUGCAGGUUGAGGUGCUUGGUGAUGAUGGCUUGUCCGUGUUACAGAAGAAGAGCAAAAAGUAUUCGAGGCUUGUCUCUGUUUUGCGGAAAGAAGCAGAAGAUCUUACUGAUUUCAUGAUGAGGCAUUUUUCUUCAGUAGUUAAACGUCAAGUUUUGAAUUCAACUAAAGAAGUUGCGACUUCAAAUGAUAAAUCUACUGUAAUGCUCAGUGAGAUUGAUGAUUGGGACUUUAGUAUUUGUAACGUGAACAAAAGGUCAUUCCCCACAGCAGUUUGGUGGAUUGUUUGUCAAAAUGUUGAUAUUUGGGUGAAUCAUGCUGCUAAAAAGAAGCUAAAAAUGUUCCUUUCUUUUUUAAUUCGUACAUCCCAUCAAUUUUUAGUAAGCAGUGAUACGAAGAUUGGAAGACAACAGACCAAUGGAUUUCGGCAGCUAAAGAAAGUGUCCCUGCAACAAAUUUCAUCAGCUGCUCUAAGUGAUCCCAUCUUUUAUGAACACAGAUUUGUCUGCAGGUUUUUGCCAUCAAGGUUUUGUCGUGAGUUGAGCGUUUCAUUAUUAUCAUCUUUUCAUGAUAUUAAUACAAGUUCAACUGAUUGGAUGGAGGUGAUAUGCACACUUGAGCGCUUAACUACUAGUGUUUGCAGUGGAACACGCACUCCUGAUGAUAGUGCUCCCCUUGCAAAAAUAGUAAAUCAUUCAUCUGAUAUGUUAUAUACAGAAGAUUGCAAGUGGAAGGGUGAUUCUUCUCAAAGCAAUUUGAGUUUCAGAGCUUGUCAGCAUUUGAUUGACCUUUUGUGUUGGAUGCCAAAAGGGAACUUUAGUUCAAGGUCCUUCUCCCUUUAUACGACUCAUGUUCUCAAACUUGAAAGGCAAUUGGUGAGUGCUUUAUUAGAUAAUCAGACUGUUCUAUGUUCAAAUCAAUUUGAACUCCUCAAAUUGUUUGCAUCUUGCCGGAAGGCCUUGAAAUAUAUAUUUAUGGCUUACUAUGAGGCUGGCAAUGAACAAAGCUCAUCUAUUCCACUCCCAUCUGAAAAUCAAUUUCCCGUUUCAUGGCUUUUUAAGUCUAUAUCAAUUGUUAAUCGAAUUCAAGAAGCUUCUGGAGGAAGUACUGCCACAAAAAUUAAGGAUAUCAUCUUCUCCUUGAUGGAUCAUACAUCAUACUUGUUUUUAACAACUAGCAAAUAUCAAUUUAAGAAUGCUUUACGAUUAAUGGUAAUUGACAACAAGCCCUGCAAGGAGGAACACCAGGACGUUUGCCAUGAACUAAAUGAUGGAGAUGGUGGAUCUUUAGAUUCCACUCACUGUGUAGAAGAGUGCAAUAGUGCAAUUCAAAUGAGUAUCAGUCUGAAGGAACAGGUGGAGAGUGAACUUAUUUCUCUGAGGAAGUCUAAUGUUUCAGUUGGAGAUGGUAAAAAUAGUGCCCAAAUGUGUAAAGUUAAUUCUCUAGCUUCUUGCCUUAAUGGAUUUUUGUGGGGCCUAGCCUCUGCUGUUGACCACACUGAUUUGAGGAAUGGUAACCGUCGCAUGAGAUCAAUGAAAUUGAAAUUUGAAUACAGUUCCAAACUUAACCUUUGUAUGAAUGCAACUUCGGAACUGUUAGGUCUUAUCUUGGAAAUGUUUCUUGAUAGAGACAGUCAAUGGCCAACAAAAUUGUGUGAUAAUCAACCAUCUCAAGACCUUUUGGUUGUGGAUGAGGUCAAGGUUAAGCACUCUGGCUCUGAGGCUGAUAUUUCAUUUAGUAAAAAUCGUGAAUUAGAAUCUUCCCAUUGUGAUGAUGGCAGUGAAAGUGGUAGCACAAAUAAAAAAAGGUUGAAAUUGGAAAAUAAAAGCAGUGUUGCAUCCAUUCUCAAUGAGGCUAACACAAUUGAGAUGCAAUCGUUGAACCAAUCCUUUUUGCAGGGACUGCUGAAAGGAUCCUGCCCUGAUGUAGCAUUUGCACUUAAGCAGCUAUUUCUUGCUGCUUCAGUCAUUUUGAGAUUGCAUAAGCAAUAUGGUACCGUUCCUCUGUCAUCAAGUUUUAUGGCCAUCGUAAUUGGCUUUUCAAGAUUCUUGUUGCUAGAAUUUGAGAAUAUGGUUGAAGUGCCAGAACCAUUUUUGUUUGCAUGCUUAGAUGGUGUUCUUAAGUAUCUGGAGGAAUUAGGCCAUCUGUUUCCUUCUGCUGAUCCAAUGAAAUCCAGAGACCUAUAUUCUAGACUUGUAAAUCUCCAUUUGAAAGCAAUGGGAAAGUGUAUAUCUCUACAGAGAAAAAGAGCUACUUUAGCAUCCCAUGAGACGGAGUCCACUACUAAGACUCUUGAUGGGGGACUAUUCGAAGAAUCAUCUUUUCCUGUAGUCUACUGCAUGGAUGAAUUUAAAUCUUCAUUGAGAAUGUCAUUCAAAGUGUUCAUAAGGGAAGCCUCGGAGUUGCAUCUCUUAUCUGCUAUUCAGGCUAUAGAGAGAGCCCUAGUUGGAGUGCAGGAAGGUUGUACAGCGACAUAUGAAUUAUGUUCUGGAAGUGAAGAUGGGGGAAGCUGUUCCUCUAUUGUUGCGGCUGGUGUUGAAUGCUUGGAUCUGGUUCUUGAAUUUGUUUCAGGACGUAAAGGCUUGGGUGUGGUUAAAAGACACAUUCAGAGCUUAAUUGCUGGUCUGUUUAGCAUAGUUCUGCACCUGCAGAGUCCACAUAUUUUCUAUGUAAGAACGGUUGACACAAAAGGCAGGAGUGAUCCAGAUCCCGGAGCAGUCAUUCUUAUGUCUGUUGAAGUGCUUGCAAGAGUUUCAGGGAAGCAUGCUAUAUACCAAAUGAAUGCUUGGCAUGUAGCACAGUGUUUACGCAUUCCUGCAGCACUUUUUGAAGAUUUUUCUUUUAAGCUCCCAGGAAUUCCUGUUCAAUCAGAAAAUUCCCUUAUCUCAACUCAGGAAGCCUCCAAUACAGUUGUAGCCACAAGUAAUUCGAUUAUAGACAGACAAUUCUUAAUAGAUCUUUUCGCUGCCUGCUGCCGUUUGUUAUUUACUGUUCUCAAGCAUCAUAAGAGUGAGUGCAAGCAGUCCAUUGCUCAGCUACAAGCAUCAGUAUCCGUUCUUCUUCAUUCCCUUGAAAGAGUAGAUCCAGAUCCGGAACUUGUGGGUGGUUACUUUUCAUGGAAUGUAGACGAGGGAGUAAAGUGUGCUUGUUUCCUCCGAAGAAUUUAUGAAGAGAUAAGACAGCAGCGGGAAUUUGUAGGGCGACACUGCUCCCUCUUCCUCUCAAAUUACAUUUCGGUUUACUCGGGACUCGGUCCCCUAAAAUCCGGGAUUAGAAGGGAAAUCGACAAAGCGUUAAGGCCCGGUGUCUACGCUCUAAUAGAUGCCUGUUCAGCUGAGGAUCUUCAAUAUCUUCACACUGUAUUUGGCGAAGGUCCAUGUAGGAAUGCUCUGGCAACAUUACAGCAGGAUUACAAACAAUUUUUCCAAUAUGAAGGAAAGGUCUGAUUCUGAUAUGAUCCAGACUCAUCUCUUUCUAGGUUCAUGAGAAAUGAGGAAUCAUAUCCAUCUUGCUAGAAAUUUACCUCCGAGGUAAAGUUUAUAUACCUGACCUGAUUGUCGUGAUCAUAAUCAUUCGAUUCUGCCCUAUUGUCCGAGUGAACCAGGUAAAGCUUUCUUAAAAGAGGUUGAGCUGGUUCCUUUUCUAU
Molecule: messenger RNA, 6795 nt
Organism: Cucurbita maxima (winter squash)
Lineage: Eukaryota; Viridiplantae; Streptophyta; Magnoliopsida; Cucurbitales; Cucurbitaceae
Exons: 10
Coding region: 347-6595 (2082 amino acids)
Biological process (GO): ribosome biogenesis
Cellular component (GO): nucleolus
Source: RefSeq, a predicted model, not a curated record